This is a messenger RNA of Pyricularia grisea, 879 nucleotides long. RefSeq lists its product as uncharacterized. The transcript has a single exon. The record is from RefSeq and is a predicted model, not a curated record. Lineage: Eukaryota; Fungi; Ascomycota; Sordariomycetes; Magnaporthales; Pyriculariaceae. Bases 1 to 879 code for a protein of 292 amino acids.
AUGAGCGACUCGAGGCGUCACAGCAGCUACGGCGGCCGGCGCCGCCGGUACUACGAAGACGACGAAUCCGACGACGGCCACGACGACGACAGCUACUACUACUACGACCCGCGGCACCACGCCAGAGACGACAGGCGCCGCACGCGGGACCGCAGCGUUCACUUUGACGACACGCCGCGCUCGUACGACUACCUCCCUCCCAAGUACAGCACAACCAGCAGCAGCAGCAGUGGCAGCAGUGGCAGCAGCCGCCGUCGAGGCCAUGACGUCUCCCGGGCCCGCAGCACCCACCAUCGGCGCGACGACAGCGUGGAGCGAAAGCGGCAGAGGGAUCGUUCGGAGCGGCACAGGGACUCUGACCGCCACCACCGGGACGCGGACCGAUACGACCGGCGCCGGCACAGGUCUCACGACCAGCCGCGCCGGCGCGAAGAGCACCACCGGCACAGGGACGGGGAUCGUGGGCGGGAUAGGGAUAGGGACAGAGAUAGGGGUAGACACGCGCAGCGUCCCGCGCACUGGAGACACAGCACGGGCGGUGACAUGCGCACCAACAAGAGCAGGACCAGGAGGAGGGGGAGCCGCAGCAGGAGCAGGAGCAGGAGCAGCAGCAGCGAACGGGGUGGGGGCAAGUCCCUGAGCCACCUGGCGGCGUCGGCGGCGUUGACGGCGGGCGGGGUGGAGGCGCUCAAGAUCCGCAACGACCCGGGAAGCUGGGUCGGGAGCAAAGGGAGGCGGGUGGUGACGGCGGCGCUGGGUGCGGCUGCCAUCAACAGGGUCGUCGACAAUGGCAUGAGGGAUCACCCCGUCAGGCAGAAGGCUGGGGCGGCGCUCGGGGGUGUCGUUUUGAACAAGUUGAUGAAUGGGAGUCGAAAGUGA